Spinacia oleracea (spinach) is the source of this 2458-nucleotide messenger RNA. RefSeq lists its product as uncharacterized. The transcript is spliced from 10 exons. The coding region runs from base 283 to 2277 and encodes 664 amino acids. The record is from RefSeq and is a predicted model, not a curated record. Lineage: Eukaryota; Viridiplantae; Streptophyta; Magnoliopsida; Caryophyllales; Amaranthaceae.
CUGCCGAAAUUACCCCUUGGUUUUCAAUUUAGGACAAAAAGAAAAAGAGUGAGAGGGUGGCUCCAACGGCUAGUUUUUCGGAGAAAUUCAGAUCUCUUUCCAUUUUUCAGGUUGUUUGUUCAAAAUACUACACUCUUGUUUCCAAUCUUACACUACUCUCUCCUGCUUUAUCUCUCCUCAUUCCCUUUUUCUUUUCUUACACUACUCUCCUGUUUGAUCAACAACGCCUGGCUUCGAAAUUUUAAUUUGUUGGGAUUAAUUGAUAAGCUAAAAAUAAUUAAAAUGGAAGAGAAAUUUCAGCUGUUAUCAUCAUCAAUGGAAGGAGUAGAAGUAGAAGUAGAAGUAGAAGUUGAAGAGUUUUAUGAGAAAAUUGAAGCUCCAAAGUUCGUCGAUUUCACAGUUCCGAAUCACUUCUGCCCUGAUGAUCGCUUUUGGUUCUGCUCCCGCGUUGGAUGUGAUCAAAGACACGAAGAAGAAAUGGAUUCCGAAGCAAUUUACAAGAAUUUCGUGCUUCGGGUAAUGGCUGCAAGGAGUCCCAAUGUACGAUUUCGAAGAGCUUUAUGCAGAAAACCUCCAAGUGAAAGUAAGAAAUGCCCGCUUUCGGCACCUGCAAAGCCCUCAAAAUCAAGGGUAACAAGAUUAGCAUUAGUUUCUUGUUCCAUCUCUAAGAAGCUUAUUCUUGAAGAAGAUGGAAAAGUUCAGGCUCCUCUAGCAAAGAUAAAGCCUGCAUCAACUCCUAAAGCUAGAGUGAAACAUGUUGCUGCUAAGUAUAUGACUUCUCCUAGAAAGAAAAAGGGAAGUUCUCCUAACCCUAAUGCAUUUCGAAGUGUACGCAACCCCAAGAAAACGAGAAUUUCGUUACCAAAGAGUAAGAUCAUUGCGAAGGCUUUAGUGUUCAACUCGCCUAAGAAAGCUCUAAAGAAGAAGAAGGCAGCACAGGAACUAGGUACCCCAAUGACUAAGUUGUGUGAAGGGGUGAAGAAACUUGAGAUAAAUAGCCAAAAGAAGGGCAUUAUUACUCGUAAACCAUCCAAGGAUUGCACAAGUGAAAAAAAGAAGUUACCUUUGGAUGGUUCGAGAAAGAUACUGCGUUCCUCUAAGACAAAAACGCGGGAGGCUGAUGCCAAAUUAUGCAGAAGUGUUAAGAGUAAGACCAAGAAAAAUGAUAGGAAGCUUGCUGAUGCUGUACUGCUACAAGUUGAGAAGAGUGGGGAUGAAUCUAGUGAUAUGGAAAUCGAUGAGAAGUCGAGAUGUGGUUCCAUGGAGUUGGGAUCAGUGAUAAUAAAGCCAGAAACUGGUGAUCAAAGCAGCUCCCAGGAAGACAGGACAUCAUCCUCGGAUAGGCCUAUGACAGGUGAAAGUUCAGGGACAGUAGUAUCCUUGAACACUCAGAAGACUGACAUACAGUCAGGUCCAGAUUCUGAUGCAGAAGAGAAAACUGUGGCAAUUCAAGUUCCAAAUACGGAUGAACAAAGCCAAGAGAAGGAGAACACCAUUUCAGAAGACUGCGAAAAUCAGAAUCCAGUUGUACUCAGUAAACUGGAGGACAAUGAUGACAAAGAAAAUGCUUUCAGUUCUGCUGAUAUCAGGAACCUGAAUGUCGACAACCUCAGCAAACAUGAGGCACCUUUUAAAACCAAGGCCAAAACAAAGCAAAACACUCAAAAACUGGACAAAAGUUCGAAAGAAAACUGUCCUGCAGGAACUGGUACACAGGGCUUGAAGAACAGGAAACUAAAGCCAACAAAUCCUAAGCCUUUUAGGCUGCGAACUGAUGAAAGAGGAAUUCUGAAAGAGGCAAACUUAGAGAGAAAGAUUAAUUCCCACGAAAAUUCAUCUACUACAAGUGAAAACUCACAGGGCAUGGGUAAUGGAGUAUCUGACAAUGGAGAAAAAGGAAGCAAGAAAGACGGGGGCAGGAAUUUUAAAAAGGAUCAACUUAAACCCAUCAAAAGCAGAUACGACACAGGAAAGGGAGUAGAACUGAAGUCGGACAAGAGUUCUGGAAUUACCAAAUCUCCAUUCUUACAGAAACAACUUGUUGGGUCUCAAAGAGAAAUCAGUUCUCAUGAGAAAACAACUAUGUCGAGGCCAAAAGAAUCAAGAAAACAGGAAAAGGAGGCUGUUGAUCCAACAACUAAAGCUUCUGUAAUCCCGAAAUCAGCAGGAAAGGGGAAACGGCCAGCAACUAUCCCAAGAGAGCCAAAAUUUCACAGUUUGCAUAAAACAAAAGGUUGCACUGCUCUAGUAACAAACCAUAAGGAUUUUAAGUUUUGACAUUAUCAGUGUGGAUUUUCUUUUCAAAUUUAUGGUAUAGGUUUGUGUUCAUUCAUUUCAUUAUUUUUUCUCUUUUGGUGAUUUGGUUCAAUUAUUUCAAUUGAAUACCAAGAUAUAUGAGCUUGUACUUUAGCAAGAGUGUUUCUUCUUUGUUUGAAAGGAAAGCAAGUGUUAUAAACCA